This is a messenger RNA of Triticum turgidum subsp. durum (durum wheat), 444 nucleotides long. The record is from the annotation of a GenBank genome assembly. NCBI's taxonomy places the organism in Eukaryota, Viridiplantae, Streptophyta, Magnoliopsida, Poales, Poaceae.
AUGGCAAAGCUUUUGGGAAGGGAAUUUAGCCGAGUACUGACUACAACGAGAGGAACUUCCGGGUACCUUGCACCUGAAUGGAUUAGUGGCAUUGCCAUUACACCAAAAGUUGAUGUGUAUAGCUACGGGAUGAUGUUGCUGGAAAUAAUAUCUGGAAAGAGAAACUCAUGGGCACCAUGUACUAGCAGUGGCAACCUUGGCGUGUAUUUCCCUGUGCAUGCCGCACAAAAGCUUCUUGAAGGAGAUGUCGGGAGUUUGGUAGAUCACAAGCUACAUGGUGAUGUCAAUUUGGAUGAAGUUGAACUGGCUUGCAAGGUUGCAUGUUGGUGCAUCCAAGAUGAGGAGCUUGAUCGGCCAACAAUGGAACGGGUGCUUCAGAUUCUUGAAGGACUAGUUAAGAUUACGAUGCCUCCUAUACCAAGACUGCUCCAAGCUAUAGCUUGA